Messenger RNA from Oppiella nova, 1998 nucleotides. NCBI's taxonomy places the organism in Eukaryota, Metazoa, Arthropoda, Arachnida, Sarcoptiformes, Oppiidae. The record is from the annotation of a GenBank genome assembly.
AUGGAUGUCUUAGGACCCCUAUCAUGGACGUCAUGGAUAAGCCUGACCCUAUUGUCGGCGCUACCAUUCAUCUAUAUGUACUUAACCAAAACCUUCAACUACUGGAAGAAACUAGGCUUAAGUGGUCCGACGCCGUACCCUAUAGUGGGUACAAAUAUGUACAGCAUACUCAAACCCAUGACUGAGCCCAUAAUAACUAUCGGCGAACCGGAACUCAUUAAAAAUGUUUUGGUCAAAGACUUUCACCUGUUUUCCGACCGCAAAGUACGACAGGUUGAGCACAAAAUUUUGAGUAAACAUCUGUUUGCCUCCCGGGGCGAAGACUGGAAACGCUUGCGAUCUAUACUCAGCCCUACCUUUACGUCGGGAAAGAUGAAGAAAAUGUAUCCAAUGAUUAGGGAGUGUUUGACUGAGUUCUUGGAUCACUUGGAAGUGAGGUACUUAACCAAAACCUUCAACUACUGGAAGAAACUAGGCUUAAGUGGUCCGACGCCGUACCCUAUAGUGGGUACAAAUAUGUACAGCAUACUCAAACCCAUGGUUAAUGUGGAAUUUGAUUGGUUCAAAAAAUAUGGAAAAUUAUACGGUGUUUUUAAUAAGACUGAGCCCAUAAUUACAAUCGGCGAACCGGAACUCAUUAAAAAUGUUUUGGUCAAAGACUUUCACCUGUUUUCCGACCGCAAAGUACGACAGGUUGAGCACAAAAUUUUGAGUAAACAUCUGUUUAACUCCCGGGGCGAAGACUGGAAACGCUUGCGAUCUAUACUCAGCCCUACCUUUACGUCGGGAAAGAUGAAGAAAAUGUAUCCAAUGAUUAGGGAGUGUUUGACUGAGUUCUUGGAUCACUUGGAAGUGUACGCCAAGGAUGGCAAGGAUAUCAACAUCAAGGAUAUGAUGGGGAACUUCACGAUGGAUGUGAUCGCCACGUGUGCCUUCGCCACCAAAACUAAUUCACAUAAAGACCCCAACAAUCCAUUCAUAGUAAACGCUAAAAGGUUUUUUGAAUUCCCGUUGUUCCGGACCAUCCCAAUAAUGUUAUUGCCGAGAAAGUUGAACAAUUUGUUGGGCCUUUCAUUUGCUGCCGAAAGUGUCAAUGAGUUCUUCUUCGAUGUGACAAAACAGCGAAUCAAUGAAAGAAAAUCCUUCUUCUUCGAUGUGACAAAACAGCGAAUCAAUGAAAGAAAAUCUGUUAAAAAUGGUAAGAAAUACAAUGAUUUCAUUCAACUUCUUGUGGACGCAAACAAUAAUACAAAUACUGAUGACACACACGAAGAGGUGGACACCAGUGAAAGCCAUCACGUCAAUGACGGCGAGGAGGAGCGGGAGGUCGAGAGAAAGACACUGUCAAUAAAUAUCACAAACAAACACCUGAGCGAUGAUGAAAUCAAAGCCCAGGGAUGGAUAUUUUUCGUGGCCGGGUAUGAGACAACGGCCACUACUCUGACGUUCUGUUCGUAUGAAUUGGCACUCAAUCCACACAUUCAGGAGAGACUGUAUGAAGAGGUGGAGGGGGCCGUCGACUCGGACGGGGAGAUCGGUUACGAAGUGUUGACUAAACUCCCACUUCUCGAUGCAGUCCUCUCUGAGACACUCCGACUCUAUCCACCGGUUUUACGACUCGAAAGGAAAGCCCAAAAGGACUACAAGUUAGGCAACACUGGUAUCACACUAUAUGCCGGACAAGACAUUGAGAUACCGGUGUAUGGUAUCCAUCACUCGGAGGAAUUCUACCCAAAUGCCAAUAAGUUUGACCCUGACAGGUUUAUGCCAGACAAUAGACACAACAUAAUCCCCUACACAUACCUACCCUUUGGUGCCGGUCCUCGCAAUUGCAUUGGAAUGAGGUUUGCAUUAAUGGAAGCAAAGUUAGGUUUGGCUCACAUUAUCAGGAGGUAUCGGUUUGUGAGGUCUAAACAGACAGCCGUUCCCCUCGACUUCCGUACGGUUACCCGUCUUUGUGCGGCUAAGAGUGUUGUGGUCGGCCUUCACAAGAGAUAA